Messenger RNA from Drosophila grimshawi, 1356 nucleotides. Its product is annotated as prisilkin-39. NCBI's taxonomy places the organism in Eukaryota, Metazoa, Arthropoda, Insecta, Diptera, Drosophilidae. Bases 61 to 1122 code for a protein of 353 amino acids. The transcript has a single exon. The record is from RefSeq and is a predicted model, not a curated record.
CAGACCAAGCAGCAGACGCAUUCAUCCCCUCCAGCACAGCGACACGCAUUUUCCAGUGAGAUGAAGCUAUUCGUUUGCAUUGUUGUUGCGCUAUUGGCGCUCGGUGCACCCGCCCAGGCCUUCCUGGGCGCCAAGCUGGCUCUACUCAAGGCCAUUACCGGCGGUGGUGGCGGCGGCGGCGGCAGCUAUGGCGGUGGUUAUAAUGGCGGCGGCUAUGGCGGCGGCUAUGGCAGCGGCGGUUACUCGGGUGGAUAUAACCAGGGCUACUACACGCAGUCCAGCCGACCAGUGUACAACAACUACGGAGGCGGCAGCUAUGGCGGUGGUUAUAAUGGUGGUGGUUAUGGCGGUGGCUAUGGCGGUGGUUAUGGCGGUGGCUAUGGCGGUGGCUAUGGCGGCGGCAGUGAGCAGGUAAUCAAGGUCAUCAAAGUGGUGGAGCAGCCUCAAAGCUAUGCGCGGUCCAGUGGUGGUUAUGGUGGCGGCUAUGGCGGUGGUUAUGGCGGUGGUUAUGGUGGCGGCUAUAGCAGCAGCUAUGCCAACUCCGGCAGCUACUCAAGCGGCGUUUCGGCACCCGUCCAGGCAGUGCCAGCUGUGAGCUACUCUGCCCCAGCACCAGCACCCAUUACAUAUUCUGCCCCAGCACCAGCACCCAUUACAUACUCGGCACCAGCGCCAGUUAGGUAUUCGGUGCCUGCACCACAGCCCGUACCGGUAACAUACUCAGUGCCCGCGCCACAGCCGGUGGUGCGCGUGCAACCAGCGCCAAUUACGUACUCAGUGCCCGCGCCACAACCAGCUCCGGUGCCAAUUAGCUACUCUGUGCCAGCACCACAGCCAGCGCCCAUUCCCGUUUCAUACUCGGUGCCAGCACCACAGCCGGUGCGGCCUGUGCAGCAGUAUGUGAAGACCAUCAAGGUCAUUGUUGAUGCGGACAGCAGCGGUGUGAACCAUGUGCCCAGUCCCGUUUAUGGCCCACCCAGCUGGAGCAAUGGUGGUGGCAGCUACAACAACGCUGGCUGGAACAACGCUGGCUGGAACAAUGCUGGCGGCAGCAGCUACAGCAACAACGGUGGCGGCUGGAAGAGUGGUGGCAUCUGGGAGAAACUGGCCGCUGGCUGCUAAGCCAGUCCAAGCCAGCCAGUCCUUUACCGCCCCCUUGUGACCCCAGGCAACUCCAACUGUUUAUAUAAUUAUUAUUACUAUUACUUUUUUUUUUUUUUUGUAUAGUUCUAAACACAUUAUCGAAUACUUUUCGCGCUAAUUGAUAUUUUUUCCCUGUAUUCGCACCUAUGAUCUAAAAUCUAUUGCUGUGUAUAUACCCUGUUACCGAAAAUAAAAUGUCAUCUUAUUGUGUAA